UGUCAGGACACCCUGGAGGAGUGAGCCAGUCAGUGUCCAGAGAGCCGUUGUGUCGCACCCUUCGCCUCGCUAGUCGCUACGCACACAUGCGCACACGUAGUUUCGGAGCAGCCAGCCGGGGCAGUGCAGCACCUCGGCUUCCCUCACACACCACGCACGGAACGCCGCACUCUCUCCCCCGCCACUCCCUCACAGGGGCACAGCAGCGGGCCCUCUCACAGCACCAGACAACGCGUCCGUGCAGCCCAGCUUGAACUGAAGGAGUGCCCCGCCCCCUGCCCGCGGCCACCCAGAGCCAGGCAGCCGCACCAUGGAGGUUCUGGCCACCUCCAGCAUGGUGCUGAAGGACAAGAACGCCCCCAAGCUGUUCUUCGACAACCCCAUGCACAAUGAGGCGGGUGCGACGCAGCCCUCCGACAAGCAGGAGGACAAGAAGGAUCUGCGGGGCGCCAAGAGUGUCAGUAUGAAGGACAGAUCCUCCCGCGAGUUAGAGAAACGCCUCAGCCACGGCAACGAGCUCUCCUACAUGUUCAAGGGCGAGCCGCGGCCCCCCUCUGUCAAGCUGUCCCCGGAGGUUGACCUUGAGGACCACAUCAUCGAAAACAUCCGCAACAGAGGCUUCUGGUCCAGACAGUCACGCAGAAGCACAAUUUCCAAGCGGCGAAUAUCCUCCCUCAAAGCCUGCCGUGUGUCCACCCAGGACCCCGCCACACUCCAGGCCAACACCGCCCCGCCAACCAACCUCAAAGACCCCUUCCUCUUUCCCGAGGCGCCCGAACCCGAUCACCCCGAUCACCUGUCGGCGGAUGGGGCGGGGAAGGAGCAGGAUGGGGUCGCCAUUGACUCUGCCAUGAUGCUGGAGGUGCAGCAGGAGGCGCGGCUCAGGGAGAAUGUCAUCUGGAUGAAGAAUUAUCUGACGCGGGUGUCGGAGAGUGACGGAGGAACCUUCACUCAGCCAGCAUUCCGCGCCGCCCUGAGCAACAAGGAGUUUCUGACCCGUCUAUUCUCGCUGUGGGACGUGGAAGGGGAAGGGGCGCUGCUGCAGGAGGACUGGAUCGAGGCGCUCAGGUGCUCCACGGAAGAGAAGGAGGUGGGGGCGCGGGAGUGGGUGGAGCUGCUGGAAGUCCUCGCCUAUGUGGUGUGCGGGGAGGAAGGUGAAGUUACAGAGGACAUCUUCACCACUAUCUUGACGUCGAGGGGGGUGCUGGAGAAGCUGUUUCGCCUGGUGAACAAGGAUGGUGACGGCGCGGUAACCAAACACGAGAUUAUGGACUUUAUUGCAAACCUCACCUAUGCACGCCCUCGCACCGGGUUCACGCGGGAGAACCUGGAAUGGCUGGAGCAGAUGUUCCGGCAGGCGCUGGGACACAAACAGGAACUCUCCUUCGACGACUUCAAGAAGAUUGUGCACUCCAGAAACUCCUUCUUCGCCGAGAGGGUGUUCCAGAUCUUCGACAGGGACAACAGCGGCACGGUCUCCCUGUCUGAGUUCCUGGACGCCAUGCACCAGUUCGCAGGGAAGUCUCCAAACGACAAGAUCAAGUUCCUCUUCCGCGUGUACGACCUCGAUGGCGAUGGACUCAUACAACAGAGUGAGCUGCAGAAGGUGAUGAAGGCGUGCAUGGAAGAAAACGGAAUGAAGUUUAGCGAUGAGCAGAUUCAGGACCUCACGCUGGCGAUGUUUGAGGACGCGGACACUCAGAACACGGGCGCAAUCACCUACGAGUCCCUGAAGGCGCAGCUGGAGAAACACGACGGUCUUAUUGAGAAUCUUUCCAUCAGCAUUGAUCGGUGGCUCGUCCCCCCUAACAUGCGGAAGGAGGAGGACACAUUUUGGAAGAAGGUGACCAAGCUAAUCCCUUACCAGAUGAGCCUGCCUUACCUCAAGAACAACUACGUCUACCUGUCCUUCCUGCUCGCCUACAUCGCUAUCAACCUCGGCCUCUUCAUCUCCCGCGGCCUGGAACACUACAACCUCGGCAGUAAUGGGCUCACUAUAGCUGCCAGGGCUUGUGGUCAAUGCCUAAACUUCAACUGCAUGUUUGUGUGUGUGUUGGUGCUUCGUGAGUGCAUCACCUACCUGCGGUCCAUGGGCGGCGCUUCCUUCCUGCCGCUGGACCAACACCUGUACCUGCACAAACUCUGCGGCAUUCUCAUCUUCAUCUACUCCGUCGUGCACACCAUUGCUCACCUCAUCAACUUCGCUGUGAACAUCGUCCCCGCCACUGGGCCAGGACAGGUGAACGAGGAAGGCUGGACAUACACCGAAUGGAUCCUCACCAUGCGGCCUGGUUUGUUCGGCUUGGUGUCCGGCAUUGCCAACCCUACCGGCGUGGCCCUCAUGGUGAUUCUGACGGUGAUGGUGGUGUGCUCCCUUCCCUUCGUCAGGAAAUCUGGCUACUUUGAGGUGUUUUACUGGACGCACCUGCUGUACAUCGCCUUCUGGGCCCUCUGCAUCCUCCACGGGCCGCAUUUUUGGAAGUGGUUCGUGAUCCCCGGCGUGGUGUUCCUCAUUGAGCGAAUCCACCGUAGCGUUAAGAUGAGGAUGGGCAGCGGCAAGACUUACAUAAGCUCCGGGGUGUUGCUACCGUCCAAGGUGAUCCAUCUGGUAAUAAGAAGGCCCCCCCAGUUCCACUUCCACCCCGGUGACUACGUGUUCAUCAACAUUCCCGUUAUUGCCAACUACGAGUGGCAUCCUUUCACCAUCUCCUCCGCCCCAGAGCAGGAAGACGUGCUAUGGCUCCACAUCCGGGCGGUGGGGCAGUGGACUCGGCGCCUCUAUGAUUACUUCGAGAGGGAGCAGCAGCGGUGUCAGUCUGAGAACCUUCCCAACAGACCCUUGCCCGCUGCUCUCACGCUCCCCGAUGGCACCAAAGCAGUGGCCACGGUGAUUGGUGAUGGCCGCAGCGGGUGUUUCCUCUCCGCCCCCACCAACCCCAACACCCAGGUCACGCCCGCAGACUCCAACCACGCCCGCGGCGUUGGAGGGGAGAACGGCGUGGCUAACCUGGCCUACGAGCAUGACAUCAGCAGUAGCAAGGCGUCAGAGGGCGAAGAUGUGACAGACGCCCCCGUAGCGGCCACCCGAAGGAAGAGACGAGUGAACAAGAGCAGCUCUGAAGGGGAUGCCAUUAUUGCUAAGAAGGAGGAGGAUACAGAGCACCGCGAGGCUUCUAGGUCGUCGUCGGAAGCGGAGGCGAUGGAGGAGGCGCAGCAACAGAGCCUGGGAUGCAACGCCCUCUACCUGCGGUCACGAAGCUCUCAGGCCACCAGCUUUAAGUACAUGCGCCGGAAGCCCCGGGUCAUCACUCUGGACCUUCCUUCUGAAUCUGACUCCGGGGACGAUGGCGGGGCGGACAGAGAGGAGCGGGAGGACGAAGAGGAGGAGGGGGAAGCGAUGCAGCAAGGGCAGGUGGGGAAGGACCUGAGGCUCACCAUUAAGGAGGACUCAGGGCAGGACGUUAAGAGUGAAGACCUGUCCGUGUUGGAGGAGGGACGUAUGCGCCGCAAAUCCCUGGAGGAGAGAAGGAGGUCCCGGCAAGAGGAGAGGAGAAGGUCAAGGCAGGAGGAGAGGAAGAUGAGGAAGCUGAGCCGGCUGGAGGAGGCCAUGGCGGAGGGCGGGUGUGUGGUGGGGAAGCCCUUGGUGGUGUACAUGGAUGGGCCCUUCGGAGCGCCUUCCAGCCACAUCUUCCGCGCCCAACACGCCGUCCUUAUCGCCACGGGGAUAGGAGUCACACCCUUCGCCUCCAUCCUGCAGUCCAUCAUGCACAAGUACUGGAAGGUCCGCCACGCCUGCCCGCGCUGCGCACACACCUGGACCAGCGACCUGCCACAGUCCGUCAUGAAUCUGCGCAAGGUUGACUUCUUUUGGAUCAACCGUGACCAGCGUUCCUUCGAGUGGUUCGUGAAUUUGUUGUCCCAGCUGGAGAUCGAGCAGGCGGAGCAGGGCGGCGUGCUGGACCGGUUCCUUGAUAUGCACAUGUACAUCACCUCGGCCCUGCAGAAGACUGACAUGAAGGCUGUGGGUCUGCAACUCGCUCUUGACCUGCUGCAUGAAAAGGAGAAGCGGGACCUCAUCACGGGCCUCAAGACACGGACCAACGCUGGCAGACCAAACUGGGACAAGGUGUUUAUGCAACUCGCCAAGCAGCAGAAGGGGAAAAUUACUGUGUUUUACUGCGGCCCACCUGCUCUUGGACGGACCCUGCGGUAUAAAUGUGAUGAAUAUGGCUUUGAGUUCCGCAAGGAGAUAUUUUAGUACCGUGAGAGAGUGAGUGUGUGUCUGCGUGUACGUGUGUGUUUGUGUGUGUCUGUAUAUAUGAUAGUUUGAAGAGUUUAUAUGAGUGUUAUGCAUUUCUAGUGGAUGCUUAAACGUUGAUCUAUAUAUUGAUGUCACGUGGUAUUCUAGUACCGUGAGAGAGUGAGUGUGUGUCUGUGUGUACGUGUGUGUAUGUGUGUGUCUGUAUAUAUGAUAGUUUGAAGAGUUUAUAUGAGUGUUAUGCAUUUCUAGUGGAUGCUUAAACGUUGAUUUAUAUAUUGAUGUCACGUGGUUACCCUGAGUGUCUUCCAAACCGUGGAGGACUAACGAGGCAGAGGGAACGAGGCGGUUAGAAAGGUAUGGUGCUUAUUUUCUCUCUUAACUACCUCGUCUGCCUUACCACGUGUGUUUAAUGAGCUAGUUAAUGGUGUGGAAUUUGUACUUUUUUAUAGAAUGUGUCCUUAUGCAUAUAUCGAAGUCUAUUUUUCUACUGCACGGUGCCUUGUUUUCAUCAUUCUUUCCUACAAUCCCUUGCUUUUAUAAGAAUGUCGUUUUACAAGUUUUGAAUUUCUUUUUUCUCUUUCCUUUUUUACUCCGUUCGUGUUGGCUUUUGAUUUUACGUGUUUUUAUUUGCUAUUUUUUGUUUCUUUCUUCAUUUUUUUUUUUUUUUCAUCAGUUUGAUUGUAUAAGCUGGUGUACUAGUUUAGUUUCAAAAUUUCUUUCAUGGUAGUCUUUUAAUGUUUAGUGUUUCUUUAUCUAUUUUAUCUUUAUUUAUCUUUUUUUAGUUUUUUUUCUCACCUAUUUCAUUACAGACAUUAUUGUAAUGCUUUAGUUUCAAAUUUUCCUUACCGACAAGUUCUUUUCUACUCUCAUAUUCAGCGUUCCAUCAGUCGCUUGCUUUCUAAGGCCAGAUUAUUGGACAAAACUCACUUGUACUCUUCCUUUCCUUCAGUCACCGCUAGAAAACUGAAAGCUCCUUCGUUUUCUAAGGGAGGGGGUACCGUACUAUACACUAUUUCGUCAUAUACAGUGCAAUCAAUCUCUUUACCUUGGUGCAAUCUAUACCUUCGCUUUCUUUGAGGGGAUCCUUCGAGAAAUGUAUGAAUCUUUGCCUUGGUGUGACAGGUUCAGUAUAGCUGCAGUGUUUGCUUAUCAGUAUUAGUGUGCUGCUCAGUAAUACCAAAUCGGGUGAUGCUUAGUGGGAUGGCCUCUGUAUUGGCGCCACGCAAGCUUACUCCUAUGCUUAGGUCGUCUAGGUUAGGUGUAUUUAAUUUAUUACUUAGUUUUUCACUAAUGUUUUCAUUCCUGUACUUCCUUCUGUUGUCAAUGAAUACUCGUCCAUUGUUUUCUUUAGUUAUCAUCUAAUCCCAUUUUUUCAAGAUGGUGAAACUAUUUUUUGUAUUUUUUUUUUUUUCGCUAUUUCCUCCGUUAUUGAAAUUUCGUUCUGGACUUCCUUGCUAUUGACAGGUAAGACUUAAUUUUUCCUGUCCUAUCUAUAUGUAGAUGUAGCCAGUAACACCCGACAUAUAUUAAAUCUAGCUGCCUUCCAUGUGUUGCAUUAAUUCCUCCAGUAAAGGUUGUGGUCAGUUUUUAGUUCAUCCGCUGAUAGUUACAUGAAGUUGUGUAUUCUCGGAUGUCUGUAUUUUCGUCUAUCUUAUUCUCAUGAUAUCCUCCUCUAUUGAUCUUCAUUAUCCUUAUAAAGUGAUAUAACUCGUAUCAUUUACUCAGCCCCUGAUUAUUGAGAUAUCAUUCCUUAUUCUCUCUGAUUAUUUUACAUAGUCUUCUUUGUAUACGUGUUUAUUAGAAUUUAUUUUUAUUACUUGUGUUUAUGCAUCAGUGUACACUUCCUCACAGCCGCAACGCCCACGCCCGGGAACACCUCACCCAACCCAGUGCUGCAGGCGGGCGGGCGUGAUGGUCUUAUAUGAUGUAAAUAUUUAUUAAAGAUUAUAUCAAACUCA
Messenger RNA from Portunus trituberculatus (swimming crab), 6219 nucleotides. RefSeq names its product NADPH oxidase 5-like. The record is from RefSeq and is a predicted model, not a curated record. The transcript has 22 exons. Gene Ontology annotation, biological process: superoxide anion generation; defense response. The coding region runs from base 311 to 4258 and encodes 1315 amino acids. Gene Ontology annotation, molecular function: superoxide-generating NAD(P)H oxidase activity; calcium ion binding. Lineage: Eukaryota; Metazoa; Arthropoda; Malacostraca; Decapoda; Portunidae. Gene Ontology annotation, cellular component: plasma membrane; NADPH oxidase complex.